CUGGAAGUGUGCUAAUGUGAUAAGCCGCUUUAACCGCAAACUGCCUUUGGCUGACACUCGCAGCCAGCUUGGAGUUCAUUGUGGGCCAACAAUUGCGGCCCCACCUGACGAUCACUUUCUGCCCACAAACGCCCACGUGUGAAAGGUGCUGAGAAAAUAAAAAGAAAUCAAACGAAACAAAAGUGAAAAACAAUAAAGGCAAAGGAAAAUCGCGGUGCAAUAAAAGCUUAACCUAAUCACAGGCGAAUUAAAUAUUUUCAGUUCGAGCCGCAACAAUAAAGAAACAAAUAAAGCCCGAAAGAAAAAAAGGUCUCAGCAACAAUUAAUUAAGACCGUGCCCGCGAUUGUUGUUGGAGCUAUAAUAAAAAAAACGCGCUCACAUAUAUUUACAACAGUUUUUUUACGGCUUCGAAGUGAAAUGCAAAUCAAUUAAACACAUUAUUGUUAAAACAAAAAGAGAAACAAAAAAUCCGAAAACAAAAACGAAAUUUUCGUUCAAAUUGGAUUUGCCAUUACCAGAGUUAAUGUGUUUUAUUGACCAUGAAAACGAUGAAAAGUCAGCGACUGUAAAAAAAGAGAAAUAUUAAACAAGAAUUCUCCAAACUGUGCGUGCAAAUAUUUAAAACAAAAGCAAGAAGAGAUAAAUCGUAAUUGGAAAAACCGCCAAGUGUCCAAAAUGGCAAAGAGUGAAAAUCAAAUUUAAUAACCCAUCAAAAGUUGGCCGUUUCAUAUAGAUAAUUAAGCAAUAAACAGACUCUUUAAAGAAAACGCAAGUUUAACGAUCGCAGCCAGAUAGCACAACCGAAACUGAGCAGAAAGCCUAACAUGCGCCCGGCACGUUACCGAUGAAGCAAGCAACUUUAAUCAGCCCCAGACUCAGACACAGAAGAAGCACAGCAGCGGCAGCCACCAAGAUGUGUCCCAAACGGCAUUGGCUAGUCAACAACAACAGAGCAGCGGGCUCCGGAGGAUCUGGAGGAGCUGCGGCGAGGAGGAGCAGGCGCAGUCUAGACCAAAUAGUAGAAGUAUUAGUAGCCUUAAUCUUAGUCAAUUGCCUGGCCACGGCGGCAGCGGCGCUGAUCACACCGCCCGACAGCCUCGAGUCGCUAUCGCUGGCCGACUCCUCCUUCUCCUCCCCCGCUGACGAGGACGACGACAUGGCCGGCGGCUUCUACCGCAGCCCGCACCGCCUGGAGGGUUAUCCCCAAAUGCAGCAGCUGCAGCGCGGCCAGAACUUCAAGAUCAGCCCCAAGCCCUGCUCCUUCGGCCGCGUCGAGGGCACCUGCAUGUUCGUGUGGGAGUGCAUCAAGUCCGAGGGCCGGCACGUGGGCAUGUGCGUCGACUCCUUCAUGUUCGGCUCCUGCUGCACGCACAACUACACGGACAACAUCGUCCUGCCGCAAACAGCAUUCUCCUACACGAGACCCACCAAGCCGCUCACGCUACGCCCGCGACCUCCUUCGCCCUACAAGCCCAUGAUCAGCGGUAUGACCACCAUAGAGCGUCCCCAUGGCGCUGGCACCCUCGUGAUUCGUCCUUCGGGUCCGCACCACCAGGGAACUCUGGCACGUCCGCAUCCGCCGCCCUACCAGAGCAAGCCCACCACGGCCUCGGAUCUGCUGAGUUCCGCCUCGCAUCCCAGCUCCAGUUCCAGCUCCAGUUCGAAUCCCAAUAGCAUUUGGCAUACAUCGACCCAGCAGCAGCAGCAGCAGCAGCAUCAGCAGAAUCAGCAGAACCACUGGCAGAUGACCACCGAGCCGAGCUUUAUUACCAAGCCGCGACCCACCGGCUGGACCAAGCCCGGCAUAGUCAAUUUGCCAAUGCCCGCGCGACCCUCCAAGCCGUCGAAGCCCACAAAGAAACCGAUUGUCUACGAGCGGACACCGCCGCCUCCGUCCGCCGCGCCGUCCACCUCGACGACAUCAACGUCGCUGAUUUGGCCGGGCCAGACGCAUCCCCAGCCGCAUCGCCCCACCAGGCCGCAGCUGUCGCCGGGCACAUCAUUAGCCGGAUCCUCGUCCUCGGCUUGGCCAUCGCCAACCACCUCGACGACAACCACAACAACGACAACCACCACUCGUCGGACAACCACACCGGCGAGCACAACAAGGAGAACCACGACAAGCAAGCCCACAAGGCCCUACCAGCGGCCCACCACGGCGAUCUCCAGCUCCACUUCGGGCCAGACACCCACCACGACCAGGCCGAUCCCCAGCAGUUCCAGCAGCAGCAGCGGAAUCGUCACCAGCAGCACCAGCCAACGGCCAACGCAGCCCACGCACCGACCGCCGGUCCUGGCCACCUCCGGCAUCGAGACCAACGAGAUAACGGACUCCUCCUCCAGCCCCGACUCCGGAGCUCUCGGUCAUGUGAAGACCAUUUCGGCGGCGCGAAGUGAGUGCGGAGUGCCGACGCUGGCGCGUCCAGAGACGCGGAUCGUGGGCGGUAAGAGCGCGGCCUUCGGUCGUUGGCCCUGGCAGGUGUCGGUGCGGCGCACCUCCUUCUUCGGAUUCUCCAGCACCCACCGCUGCGGUGGCGCUUUGAUCAACGAGAACUGGAUAGCCACCGCCGGACACUGCGUGGACGACCUGCUAAUCUCGCAAAUACGCAUCCGCGUGGGCGAGUACGACUUCUCGCAUGUGCAGGAACAGCUGCCCUACAUAGAGCGCGGGGUGGCCAAGAAGGUGGUGCAUCCCAAGUACAGCUUCCUCACGUACGAGUACGACCUGGCGCUGGUCAAGCUGGAGCAGCCGCUCGAAUUCGCGCCGCAUGUCAGUCCCAUUUGCCUGCCCGAGACGGAGAGCCUUCUAAUUGGCAUGAACGCCACGGUCACCGGCUGGGGUCGCCUCAGCGAGGGCGGCACCCUGCCCUCCGUCCUCCAAGAGGUUUCAGUGCCGAUUGUGAGUAACGACAAUUGCAAGUCGAUGUUUAUGCGAGCCGGUCGCCAGGAAUUUAUUCCGGACAUAUUCCUGUGUGCGGGCUACGAGACGGGAGGCCAGGACUCCUGCCAGGGCGAUUCGGGAGGACCUUUGCAGGCCAAGUCGCAGGAUGGCCGCUUCUUUUUGGCCGGGAUAAUCUCCUGGGGCAUUGGCUGUGCCGAGGCCAAUCUGCCCGGAGUCUGUACGCGCAUCUCCAAGUUUACGCCCUGGAUAUUGGAGCAUGUCAGAUGAUGAUCAGCCCGGAAAUAAUGGCGAUUAUGAUAAUGGCAGCUCGACUUUUGUUAUUGUUUUAAUUUAUCAGUUGUAUCUUUAAGUCUUGUGUGAUUUAUCUUAAAGGAAUGUUAAGCGUAGUUAGCUUCAAUUUAACAAUUUUAACAGCAUUGACCUUGACUUGGCCUUGUGGGCCGCUGCCACGCCCCUGUCCGCACUCACACACACGCACUCACCCACACACAGUCAACGCCCACUAAGUUAGUCUAGCGAAAAUGUUAGCGCCGUAAGUUGUCUAACACGGAAAAAGAUGGAAUUUCAAAGGGAUUAUCUAUUUGUACAUAGCCGAAGGGAUCGGGGGAUGGGGAAGGGGGGUAUGGAGAGUCAUUUGCAUGUCCACAAGUUGUUGGUAUUUUAGUGUAGUAAUAUUUAACAAUUAACUAAAUCUAUAUUUAUUGUAAACAAAUGCAUGCAGACAUCUGAACGUUGUUUGUAUCUUGCCCAAAGAACAAGUUUAUCUAUAGCGAUGCGAAAGCUCGAGAGCAAUAAAAGAUUACUGAAAAUAUA
Molecule: messenger RNA, 3716 nt
Organism: Drosophila rhopaloa
Lineage: Eukaryota; Metazoa; Arthropoda; Insecta; Diptera; Drosophilidae
Gene: Sb
Product: serine proteinase stubble
Biological process (GO): proteolysis
Molecular function (GO): serine-type endopeptidase activity
Source: RefSeq, a predicted model, not a curated record